AUGGGAUCAAGAUCAAGAGAAACUACUCCAGCAAAAGAGGAUUUGGAUUUUAUAGUUGAUGAUGGUUACAAACAUGAUGAGGAUCCAGAUUAUGUUCCAAAUGAAAAAUUUGUUCUUAAAGGACCAGAAUUCAAAAGAUUAACUAGAAGUGCUAAAAAGCUUGGUGCUGAAUCACUUGAUUAUUCAACCCGAAAAAAUAAUAAGUAUAUGGCUACACUUCCAAGUGGAAGGAAAGUUCACUUUGGAUCGCCAAAAUAUCCAGACUAUACUAUUCACAAAGAUAAAGAGCGAAGAGAUAAAUAUCUAUCUCGUGCGACAAAGAUAAAAAACAAACAGGGAGAAUUAACCCAUAAUAAUCCAGAAUCGAGUAAUUUCUGGUCAACAAGACUUCUUUGGGGUGGAGGUAGUCAAAAAAAAUAAAAUUGAUUUAAAAAUAAUAAAAUAAUAUAAUAAAAUGAGUUCUUCAAAUAGUGAUUUUGAUUUUGGAAAUAAACCAAUCAGGGGUAUUAGGGAUCCUAAAUAUAUAGGAAGUUAUAAGUUUGUUAAUAUUAAUUGUGAUCAAAUUAUUAAUACGGGUGGUGAAGAAUUCGACAUUAUAAAAGAGCAAGAAGAGCAAGAAGAGGAUGAAUUAAAAAAACUUUUAAAAGAAAUUUCAGAAAGAUUAAAUAAACUAGAAGAAGUAAUUACAAAUAAAUAAAAUUGAUUUUUUAAAUAAAGUUUAAAGAUUAAAUAAUUAUAAUUAAAAAUGCAGUUGUCAAGUUACGAAAAUGUUACCCAAGAGAAUAUCUUAUUUAAAGAAGCCAAAGAGUACAAAGUCAAAGAUAGCAAGAUUAAAUAUAAACGAAUUCCAAUUGAAGUCAAAUAUCCAAAUGGAAAGAAAGGAGCACUAGUAUUAGAAUCUCCAGUUCUUUUCAGUUUUGGUGUUAGUGAAAAGAAAAAUCAAGAAACAAACAAGUUAGUAGGUUAUAGUAUUCCAGUAUGUCUUUGGGCUCGCGAUAGUGAGCCAAAUAAUAAAGAAAAAGCAUUUUUUGAUGUUAUUAAUAAUGUAGUAACUCUAUCUCAGCAACAUUUAGAGAAUGAAUAUGGAUCAGAUUUAGCGUCAAGUUUGUCUUCACCAUUUUACUACAAACAAAUAGAAUAUACAGACAAGAAAGGAAAAAAGAGAACAAAAGUUGAUGAAUCAUCAGCACCAGUUCUUUACGCAAAACUUAUUUAUUCAGAAAAAUCAAAGAAAAUAUUAUCUUUGUUUAAGGGAAAGGGAUGUCGCGGUUUAAAUCCUUUUAAAUAUAUCAAUCAGUACUGUAAUGUUAAAUUAGCAUUAAUAAUUGAAGGAAUAUUUAUAAGUAAAACUGUUACAUCUUUACAAAUAAAAGUACAUGAGUGUUAUGUCAAACCAUUAAAACCAAGAGAGGCUUUACUAACAAUUGAAGAGGAAGAUAGUGAUAGUAUUAGUGAUAGUGAUAGUGAAGAGAUAACUGAUCAAGUAGUUGAUGACUUACUUUUAUCUGAUGAAGAAGAAACUAAGUAA
This is a messenger RNA of Porites lobata, 1528 nucleotides long. NCBI's taxonomy places the organism in Eukaryota, Metazoa, Cnidaria, Anthozoa, Scleractinia, Poritidae. The record is from the annotation of a GenBank genome assembly.